AUGACGGGUCCGGGUGCCUCUGGUGCUGCCAUCGAUGCUGCAGCGCUACCAGCUGAAGCAGCAAUCCCUGCUGGCUUCCUGGGAACACUGGUCCCUGUGCGGCGGACGUAUGUGGAUGAGGUGCCCGAGGAGCUUAAGUGUCCGAUAUGUUACGACGGGGCUGCAAACUGCAGCACGCGUUGCGGCCACUCCUUCUGCCUCCACUGUCUGUACAGCCACAUUACAACCCGCAUCAUUCAUCAGCAGUCAACGGCUUGCCCCAUGUGCAGGUCGGCUAACGCGGGCCUGGGAAUCAGCAGCAUCUCCGGCGAGAGAUCUGCUAGGACGCGAGCCUUGAGGGUCCGCUGUCUCGGCUACGAAGGCGGCUGUCGCGUGGAGGGCCCCCUUUCUGAAGUGGAAGCCCACGAGGCCACAUGCCCCAACGUCCUCAUCUUCUGUAGAUUCAGAGAUGCUGGCUGCAGCACCCCCGUUUUGCGGAAAGAGGCAUCGCUCCACGAGAAUCGGUGCCGUUUCAACCCGGCGGUACGUUGCUGUGCUCACUAUCUCUCGGGCUGUAAAAUUCGGGGUAUUGAAGAACUCUUACAGACUCACGAGCCGCGAUGCAGGUACAGAAACAUGCAAAAGUUCGUAAAGUGUCGGCACUCAGCUUUAGGCUGCGGGCUGCGGAUAAGGAAGCAAUACAGAGAAAGGCACGGCGACUGCUGUGCCUUCAAGAUCCUCAACGACCUGAGACUCAAUGCGUUGCAGCAGGAAGGCCAAGAUCAGCCCAGCAGCAGCAGCGCUGCCCGUGAGGCCGCCUCGCCAGCAGCAACAGCAGCACCGUCGGAAGCGGCAACAAAAGUUUCUGAGUGCGCGGAUCUUUGCCUUGCGCUGCAAUGGCGAUCCCCUAAAUCCCUACCAGACGAUGUGCUGCUGCAUGCGCUUCGUCAGUUUCUGCCGAAUGUUUCCAAAAUAACGGACGGCCGGUUCCCGGGAGAGUUUCACGUCGUCUUAGAGCAAGUUCCUCUACUGGCUGUACGCGCGAUCGGGAUGGCCGGUGACCCCAAUAUGAGCUCGAACCUGUCUGCUCUGGGCCUGCUUUUUAAGGGCAUCACUACACUGCAGCCAUAUCCAUACACAGACACACCCGUAUCUGCCCUUGUCCUUUUUUCCGAUGCUGUGUACUGCGCGGGCCUCGGUGGUAUUGCCGCUCCAACAGCCAAAGUUCACGGCAGCAGUAGCGUCAACCACCAUUAUUGGGUAGAAACACACCACGCAGUAGAGGCAAACCUGCCCCUUGGGAUCCAAGGUUGGUAA
Cyclospora cayetanensis is the source of this 1296-nucleotide messenger RNA. RefSeq lists its product as uncharacterized. Bases 1 to 1296 code for a protein of 431 amino acids. NCBI's taxonomy places the organism in Eukaryota, Apicomplexa, Conoidasida, Eucoccidiorida, Eimeriidae. The transcript has 7 exons. The record is from RefSeq and is a predicted model, not a curated record. Gene Ontology annotation, molecular function: metal ion binding.